Messenger RNA from Cimex lectularius (bed bug), 1214 nucleotides. RefSeq names its product zinc finger protein-like 1. Gene Ontology annotation, cellular component: Golgi apparatus. Lineage: Eukaryota; Metazoa; Arthropoda; Insecta; Hemiptera; Cimicidae. The coding region runs from base 195 to 1025 and encodes 276 amino acids. The transcript has 6 exons. The record is from RefSeq and is a predicted model, not a curated record.
AGUUGGAAGUUGCCUUCUGCUGCAUUGAGCACCAAAGAAGCAGGUUACACACCAUAUCAGCGUUGAUCCGAGCUGUUAACGUUCAGGUUUCGCCGAGCCAGAUCCAACGGAGGAGGUAAAUGUCAGACUGUUUAACCCUCCCGACUCAUUCAAUUACGCCUUUAUAACGUUUCUAAAUUGAUUUCUCCAAUGAAAUGGGGCUGUGCAAGUGUCCGAAGAGGAAAGUCACGACUUUGUUUUGCUUCGAACACGCAGUAAACGUAUGCGAACAUUGCAUCGUCGUCAACCAUCCAAAGUGCAUAAUCCAAUCGUACAUAAGAUGGCUGCAUGAUAGCGAAUACAAACCAAACUGUGGACUUUGUAAUGGUCCACUGGAAUCAGAAGAAUGUGUCAGGCUAAUAUGUUACCAUGUUUAUCAUUGGAGGUGCUUGAACAAUAGUGUAUAUGAACAGAUUGGUAAAAGAACGACUGAUGACCUACCAGAUUUUAAAUGUCCAGAUUGUAAUAAAUUAAUUCUACCCCAGGACAAGGUGGUAUCUCCAGUUGCAGCCGCACUACGAGAAAAAUUGCUGACAGUUAAUUGGGCAAGAUCUGGACUAGGAUUACCAGAGAUUAUGAAUGAGGAGGAGUUCAAACCAAAUAGUGAACUUCCACUACAGCAUUUGAAAAAGAACUCUCCGCCUAUGCAGGCAUCCAAAUUGAGGGAUGACGUUGUGCUUCAUGUUGAUGAAAAUAUGUUUCCAACAUCCCGCCCAGAAGAGACAGCUCAGUUUCCCAGGAGGGUUGGCCAUGGUUCUUCUAAUUCCAAGUUGCUCUUAGUUGAAGAAGAUGAAAGUAAAUAUAGAAGAAGGUAUUCAAUAUUUGCAAUUCCCAGGUGGCUAAAGUCAAUUGGAAGUAAAGUGUGCAGCUUGAAAAGAAACCCUUGGAAAAUAAUUACAGUUUUGAUCGCCUUGUUCGUUUUAUGGCUAUUGUUCUCACUUACAGGUUCAAGUUCGCAUGAAUUAAAUGAAACAAAUCUAACCUGAUUGAUGAAUAUAACAAAAUUCCAAACAUAAAUGUACAAUUUUGAUUUAUUCAGACUGUGUGGCUUUGUGAAAAGCUGAUGUAGUCAACCAACAUAUGAAAAUUUUUGUGACAAAAUGUUCAUAAUAUAACUUAUAAUAAAUCUAAUAGCUCUUGUUUUUAUUUUAAAAAAUAUUAAAAAUAUAUUAAUG